Molecule: messenger RNA, 5447 nt
Organism: Monodelphis domestica (gray short-tailed opossum)
Lineage: Eukaryota; Metazoa; Chordata; Mammalia; Didelphimorphia; Didelphidae
Gene: TFRC
Product: transferrin receptor
Biological process (GO): transferrin transport; intracellular iron ion homeostasis
Cellular component (GO): external side of plasma membrane
Molecular function (GO): transferrin receptor activity
Source: RefSeq, a predicted model, not a curated record
ACUUAUUUUAAGGCCGGGGUAGCCCCUCGGCACCAGAGGUUCUUAGGAUUGAGGAACUGCACGGUGUGCUACUUAGAAUAGGCUCGAGCGGCAUCGGCUGUGGUGUCAGCUGUGGCUUCGGUGGAGGACGAACCAAAGUUAUUGGAGCAAUUGGUAUAGAAGUUCAUCAUGAUGGAUCAUGCCAGAUCAGCAAUCUCCAAUUUGUUUAGUGGAGAGCCACUUUCAUAUACCCGUUUUAGUUUGGCCCGCCAAAUGGAUGGUGACAGUAGUCAUGUGGAGAUGAAACUGGCUGCAGACGAAGAAGAUGGUGGUGAAAGCAACAUAGAGAAUAAUCGUCCCCAUUUUCCCAAAAGAAAAACCAUUGGUGGAAACAUCUGCUUUGGGAUUAUUGCUAUUACAAUCUUUUUCCUGAUUGGAUUUAUGGUUGGCUACUUAGGUUAUUGUAAACAAUUAGAAACAAAUGGUAAAUGUUCGAGUAGUUCCAAUGGAGAAACGGAGCAAACUGAAGAAUCACUGCCAGAUGAUUCACCAGGUGAAACAAUCAUGGAACCUCAACCUGCAUUGUCUUGGAAUGAUCUCAAGCAGAUGUUGUCAAAGACACUGGAUGCUGAAAAGCUUAUUAACACAGUCAGGACUUUGAGUGAGAAAUAUUCUUCUCAUGAGGCUGGAUCUAAAGAAGAUGAGAUGUUUGGAUAUUUUAUUUAUCAGCAAUUUAGGGACUUAAAAAUGGACAAAGUCUGGAAAGAUAAACACUAUGUUAAAUUACAAUUCAAAAGCAGUGGUGCUCAGAAUGUAGUGACCAUAUUGAAUGAGAGCAAUGAUCUUAUGGAAAUGAAUGGUUAUGUGGCAUACAGUGUCAAUUCAACAGCAAAUGGUACGCUAAUUUAUGCUAAUUAUGGCUCCAAAAAUGACUUUGAACAACUAAAAUCGCAACAGGUUACCAUUGAUGGAUCCAUGGUGUUAGUUAGAGCGGGGAAACUUUCUUUUGCAGAGAAGGUUGAAAACGCUGAAGCAUAUAAUGCAGUUGGUGUCUUGAUAUACCUUGCUCGUGAUGACUUUGAUAUCAUUGAUGCAGAUAUUGUACCCUUUGGGCAUGCUCAUCUAGGAACAGGUGAUCCCUUUACACCUGGAUUCCCUUCCUUCAAUCACACUCAAUUCCCACCAUCACAGUCAUCAGGAUUACCUACUAUUCCUGUCCAAACAAUCUCUAGAUCACAGGCAUUGAAACUCUUCAGUAAAAUGAAUGGUGCUGACUGCCCCCAAGGCUGGGAUGGGGAUAGUAAAUGUAAGAUAAGCUCAGAAGUGAAUGUGAGACUUACUGUCAACAAUGUACUAGAAGAAAGAAAACUCCUCAAUAUUUUUGGAGUUGUCAAAGGCAUCGAUGAACCAGAUCGCUAUGUUGUCAUAGGGGCACAGAGGGAUGCCUGGGGCCCUGGAGCUGCCAAAUCUCUUGUGGGGACAUCUCUUCUCUUAGAGGUUGCUCGUGCUUACUCUGAUUUGGUGAAAGGUGGGUAUAAACCCAGAAGAAGUGUUGUCUUUGCCAGCUGGAGUGGUGGAGAAUUUGGAGCUGUUGGUGCCACUGAGUGGCUGGAGGGUUACCUUUCCACAUUGCAUCAAAAGGCCAUCACUUACAUAAACCUGGAUACUGCAGUUCUUGGUUCAAGUAACUUCAAAGUUUCUGCCAGUCCACUGUUGUAUACACUCAUUGAGAAGACCAUGAAAGAGGUGAACCAUCCGGUUACAGGAACAGCUCUCUUCAGAGACACUAACUGGAUCAGCGAGGUGGAACCCCUUACAUUGGAUAAUGCUGCUUAUCCUUUUCUUGCUUAUUCUGGAAUCCCAUCAGUUUCAUUUUGUUUUUGUGAGAAUAAGGCUUAUAAGUAUUUGGGCACCAGCUUGGAUUCUUAUAAUGAACUGAUAAAAAGUAUUCCUCAACUGAAAAAACUGAUGUAUGGAGCUGCAGAAGUGACUAGCCAAAUGGUGAUUAGGCUCACACGUGACCAUGAGUUGUACCUAGACUAUGAAAGGUACAAUGAAGAAUUAUUCAGUUUUGUAAAGAAACUUGUGCCCUACAUGUCAAAUUUAAAGGAAAUGAAUUUGAGUUUGCAGUGGCUCUUCUCUGCUCGGGGUGAUUUUAGCAGGGCUACUCGUGACCUGACAAAUGACCUUUUUCGUACAGAUACUGCCAAUAGACUCGUUAAUAGAGAAAUCAAUGAUCGUAUCAUGAAAGUGGAAUACAGUCUCCUGUCUCCCUAUGUCUCUCCAAAGGAAAGUCCUUUUCGACAUAUCUUCUGGGGAUCUGGCUCUCAUACGCUUUCAGCUUUGUUAGAUCAUAUAAAACAUUUUAAUAAGAGAGACGGUAACUUCAAUGAAACACUGUUCAGAAACCAGUUAGCCCUUGCUACCUGGACCAUUCAAGGAGCUGCAAAUGCACUUGCUGGUAAUAUUUGGGACAUAGACAAUGAAUUUUAGAUAAAAUUCCCAGUUUGUCUAAGAACAGUAAGGCAGAGUAGUCCUCAAAUUAUCACAGGUCUUCAGUAUUUUCAGCAAGACUAUAAAAGUUAAAAGCUUUGUUAAGAUGUAAAAGAGUUAAAUCCUACCUAGCAAUUAGUACAAAAUAGGUACUUAAGGCCAGGUGAAUGUUUUAUACCCCUGCCAAACUGAACUCAAUCUCUUGAAGAAUCACUAAGACUCUGCCCUCUAGUAAUCCGUAAACUCCAUCUAAGGUUAUGUGCAGGUCUCGCUGCCUCUCAACUGAUCCCCUUUGUGCAAAACCAAAAGCUGUUGGGGGUAUCCGAGAUCCCAGGCACUAAAAGUCCUGAUCCAACAACCCUUACCCUGAACAAGGGAAGGAAGAAACUCCUGAGGACUUUCAGAGUCCACUUGUAUUACUUUAUCUCUUGAUUGUGGAACAAGAGACUAGGUUAUGAGAUAGAAGAUUCUCCCUGGGAAACAGAGCCAGCCAGGGAGAAGACUAGGACUUCUUUGCCAGGAGUGUCUAAAAGAGAGUUAAUUCCACCUGAGUAAAUUGCAUUUGGGAAUUAUCACAAGAGCCUGACCCUGAGCCCUAUCCUAGAAUUCUUCCUGAAAAGAGGAGACCAGAAGCCAAAGAACUUUUUGAUAAUAACCUUUUCCUCCCGUCUCCCCCUCUUCUAUCCCCUCCCCAAGAAGAAAAUUGGCUUAGUGACUUUUCCAUGUAGUCCUCUGAUCUAUGUCAGAUUGAUAUGGACUCUUUUGAAAAGCUAUCACUCUUGCUCAGUUUGUCAGAUCUAAACUAUAUUUGCCAAAUUUUGGCCAAAAAGUUAACCUCAUGGGAAAGCUUUCUAUUAUUUGGCACUGAGAUAUAUUUAUUUGUCUUUAUUUAUCAGUGACAGAGUUCACUAUAAAUGGUAUUUCAUUUUUUUAUAGAAGAUAAUUAUCGGAAGCAGUGCCUUCCAUAAUUAUGACAGUUAUACUGUCGUUUUUUUGAAUUAAAAGCAGCAUCUGCUAUAUAAACUGAACAGAUACUAGAAGUUUUGCAUUUGACUUGUUUGUGUGCUACCAUCUGACAGGUCUUGCCUCUAAAAUGUAAAUUAACUUGUGUGGUUGAUGAAAUGUAAUCAAAUAAUAUCCUACUGAGCAGAAUGGGACAAGAUUAGAAGAUACAUAUUUUAGGCAAAAUUGACUCAUUUCCCAAAUGUACUUGGUGUAUGAAGAUAAUGAAGUUAAUGAAAUAAAUCCAAUUACUACUCUCGACCAAGUUUUUAGUAGUGGUGGUCAUCUGUGUAAAAUGUUGCAUCUUCAAAUUGGCACAACUGUAUUGCAUCAGGAUUUCAGUGCAAAACUUCCAGUACCUCUUUCACAAAUCUAGCUCACAUUAUCGGAAGCAGUGUCUUCCAUAAUGAGUAAAGAACAAGGUAGUUUUUGCCUACCACGGUGUUUAUAUCGGAGACAGUGAUCUCCAUAUGUUACACUAAGGGUGUACGUAAUUAUCGGGGACAGCGUUUCCCAUAAUUUUCUUCAUGCAAUGACAUCUUCAAAGCCUGAAGAUCGUUAGUAUCUAACAUGUAUUUUCAACAUCUUUUUAUUCUCUUACCACUUUUAGUUGCAAAAGCAUAGCUUAUAGUCAGCACUGUUUAGUAAUGUCCAGUCUAGUGUAAAUCAAAACUUUCAGAUUUUUGUGGGUCCCUCUCCCCAACUUAAUGUGGGGUGUUUUCCUUAUACUUGCUUGGUUCCUCAAUUUUUUGUUAGGCUACUACAUCAGGGUCUUCUAGUUUUAACAUUCGCAACAAAUGAAUGUGCUUACUUUCCAGUUGGAUGCAUUUCUUGAUGACCUGGGCCUAAUGAAAAGUUUGGAUUUUGUUUUUUUUGGGUUUAGGUUCUUUUUAGCUGGAAGUAGGAUUGAAUGGGGUAGAGUGGGAGAAAGCUUACAGGGAUCUCUCAACAUGUUUAUUUGCUUAAGGUCUGUGUUGGUCAAGAGGGUUUCCUCUUUUACUAAAUGCUUCCUCAUCCAAAAUCACCAUAUACACCAAAACAAUGGCUGGUCCAUUAAGGUGUCUUCAAGUGAAAUUGAAUUCAUUCCUGUCUCAAUUUUUGUGCAAUCUUAUCUUGGCCUCACCAGUGAUUUAGGGAUGGUAAAUCAGUAUUUAAUGGUAGCCAUUUACGUGAUUGGGAGGCAGCAUGGUUGGGCCCAUUGCUCCUGAUUAUUCAUAGCUAAGCUUGUUGUCUUUAUGGCAUGCUCUUCUAUAGAACCAAGAGCAUGCAUGUUCUACUAGUAUACAAGUUUUGUAAGGAGUAAUAUUUUCUUCUGGUUCAAAUAAUUUUUUUAUUAAUUGGCAUAAGCCAUGUAUCCCAGGGCGUUUCCAUAAUGGUCAGAAUUGUAGUUCUAUUGUAGAAGGUUUUUCUGUGCAGCUUAAGAUCAAAGAAGGUAGGUAAUAUUUAGGUAAAAUUCUCACAAAUCAUUAGGGCCUAGGUAGAAAGUAUAUAACUGGGUCUAAGAGUUUAAAUGCUAACUGGACCUAUGAGUAGGAAGCCAGCCACAGUGGGCCUGGAAACCUAGGGGGUAGAGCUGAUUUUGGUUGAAGUAGUAAAAUACUCAAAUGAGAACUUUGAAGAAGAGAGAGUUCCCAUGCUGACAGUAGUUGAGAGAUGCUAGUAAAGUUUUUCUGUUCUUAAAAGCAUGGGCAAUUGAGGUAUAAGAUCAAAGAGGGGACAUCUUGUGCUCAUUACUUGUUUUUGGUAUUGGGUAACUUCUCCCUAGUUCUUGCAUGCAUCUAUCUUACUGUACUUAUCAUCAAUGUUCAUCCUCUAAAACUUUCAGCAAGUUGAAAAUGUAUUAGAGUUAUGAUUGUACUUCUCAGCUAUGUUUUUGGUGCAUAGAUUAUUGCUGUUACUAGUUGCUGGCUGGUAUGCAAAAUAUUGUAGAAGUUUCUUGUUACCUGACUAAAUAAAAUGCCCAAAGACAUUUA